Messenger RNA from Lactuca sativa (garden lettuce), 696 nucleotides. RefSeq lists its product as uncharacterized. The record is from RefSeq and is a predicted model, not a curated record. Lineage: Eukaryota; Viridiplantae; Streptophyta; Magnoliopsida; Asterales; Asteraceae.
AUGACAUUACUAGAGAUGCAAGCAGAUGUGCUACAAAGGUUUUCAGUGAGUGUAUCUCUUGGGCAAUGCCAAAGAGCAAGGGCUACUGCAAUGGGGAUGAUAGAAGGGAAGUUAGAAGAUCACUAUGCCAAGAUUUGGGACUAUGCAGCUGCAAUUAGGUUGAGUAAUCCGGGUACAACUUGCUUGGUGGGGGUAGAAAGUAAUCCGGGGUUUAACUAUUUCAAAAGGUUCUAUGUGGGCUUCAAGGCUUUCAGAGAUGGAUGGAGCAGAGGAUGUAGAAGGGUAAUAAGACUAGAUGGUAGUUUCUUGAAGGGGCAGGUAAAGGGGGAGAUUUUAACUGCUAUUGGGAGGGAUGCAGACAACCAUGUCUACCCAAUAGCAUGGGCAGUCGUGAAUGUUGAGAAUAAGGACAACUGGACCUGGUUCAUUGAUAAUUUGGUUGCUGAUUUGGAUCUUGGUGCUGGCAAUGGAUUGGUUGUUAUCUCAAACCAACACAAGGGACUUUUACAGGCUGUGGUAGACCUACUCCCUAAUGUUGAGCACAGACAAUGUGCUAGAAACAUCUUUGCAAACUUUACAAAGAAAUUCACAGGAUUAGAGCUAAAGAGUUUGUUCUGGGAAGCUGCUAUGAGUACAGUGGAAGGGGACUUUCUUGCUACAAUGGAGAAGAUAAAGAAGAUAACAGAAACAGGAUAA